AUGAUGUGUAUCUGUCAAGUGACUGUGAUCGAUCUGUUAUAUCGCAUAACAGUGUUAUUUUUGAGUAUAUUUGUGGUUAUAAAAUGCUUUGUAACACCCCUUGGUCGCUAGUAGAUUUCAUUUUAUUCCCUAUUAAUAUGACUGUUGUUGGCUGUAAUCAUUGGAUUCUUGGGGAGUUCAACGUGAAGCAGAGAUUUUUUAAAGUCUACAACUCAAUGAGGAAUAGAGUUAUGGAUAAGAAAGUGUUGAAAGUUGUUGAAGCAUAUUCUACUUUGUUGCCCUUGUUUCUUUCUUUAAAUAAUUUUUAUGAGUCAAGGGAAGAUAUUGAUCUAAAUGCACAAGCAUUCAAGGGCAUUGAUAUGUGUCACCCGUUGGACAUUGUGUUUGAUGAUGAGGUUCCACAACAGAGUAACAACGAUUGUGGGAUUUUUAUCAUAAAGUUUGCUGAAUUUCUUAUGCAUGGACUUAUUGAAAAUAUCCCCAAUCCUCUGAAUGUUAGUUUCCAGAGAAACAAAAUUGCAGUCGAGCUAUAUGUCCAUGCUAAAAGAAAGAAAGAUGAAGGCUAUCUAUCUGAUGGGGAGUUCAGAGGAAGAAUGAGCAAGAAGAUGUUGAAUGUUAAUGCAAUGGAAGUAUGAGAGCAUCAAAGUAGUUAACAUUUUGGCUUUUAUCUUGUAAAGAAGAUACAUACUUAUGGCAAGAUAACUUUUGUGUCUUUGUUUUGCAAACUUUCAAGCAAGUAUCAUGUUUGAAUAUUUUGAAUACUGUGGCAUAUCAUUGAAUUUUGAUAUUAGCCCUUUUUUAUGAGGAAUGUUGUACAGAGGUGUCUCAAGUUUGUAACUUGAGUUCACAACUUUAUUUUUAU
Messenger RNA from Humulus lupulus (European hop), 862 nucleotides. RefSeq lists its product as uncharacterized. The record is from RefSeq and is a predicted model, not a curated record. Lineage: Eukaryota; Viridiplantae; Streptophyta; Magnoliopsida; Rosales; Cannabaceae. The transcript is spliced from 2 exons. Gene Ontology annotation, molecular function: deSUMOylase activity. Gene Ontology annotation, cellular component: nucleus. The coding region runs from base 84 to 635 and encodes 183 amino acids. Gene Ontology annotation, biological process: protein desumoylation.